This is a messenger RNA of Acanthochromis polyacanthus (spiny chromis), 3715 nucleotides long. It is a transcript of the gene kcnh4a, whose product is annotated as potassium voltage-gated channel, subfamily H (eag-related), member 4a. Gene Ontology annotation, molecular function: voltage-gated potassium channel activity. The coding region runs from base 195 to 3617 and encodes 1140 amino acids. The record is from RefSeq and is a predicted model, not a curated record. Lineage: Eukaryota; Metazoa; Chordata; Actinopteri; Pomacentridae. Gene Ontology annotation, biological process: potassium ion transmembrane transport; regulation of membrane potential. Gene Ontology annotation, cellular component: membrane. The transcript is spliced from 16 exons.
GGACUAAAAAAGGGGGACGGUUCAGAGCGAAGAGGAGGGAGGAGAGAGGCAGGAUUCACAGAGACGAGUUGCAGCGAUCAGACUUUCCUCAGAGACUCGGAGGCUGCAGAGGAACCUGAAAGAUGCAGCUCCGUCGUGCUUCUUUGUGAGCUUCUUCCUGAGGAACUCGAGCGGCUUUUGUUCAUUCAGAGAAGAUGCCGGUGAUGAAAGGUCUCCUGGCGCCACAGAACACCUUCCUGGACUCCAUCGCAAACCACUUCGACGGAACUCACAGCAACUUCCUGCUGGGAAACGCUCAGGGUCGCUAUGGUUACCCCAUCGUCUACUGCUCGGACGGGUUCUGCGAGCUGACCGGCUUCGUCCGGACCGAGGUGAUGCAGAAAACCUGCACCUGCAGCUUCCUGCACGGAGCCGAGACCGGCGACAGCGUGGUCCAACAGGUGGACAAAGCUCUGGAGGGGCAGCAAGAGUACCAGGGGGAGGUCUGCUUCUACCGCAAGAACGGGAAUCCCUUCUGGUGCCUCCUGGAUAUCGUCCCGAUUAAAAAUGAGAAAGGCGAGGUGGUUCUGUUCCUGCUGUCCUUCAAAGACGUCACGGACUCUUAUGGGAAGAGUCACCACUACGCUCCAGGAGAAGGUGCGUCUGAAGCUGCUCACCACAGCAGAAAAAUCAACCAAUUGCACUUUUCUCAAGCUCAAGAAAGAGGCAGGACGAUUCUGCAUCACCUGAACAGCCUGUUUACCAAGAGAGGGAAGAAGAAACUGACCGAUAGUGUGUUCCAGAAACCGUCCCUUCCCGAGUACAAGGUGGCGGCCGUGAAGAAGUCACGUUUCAUUCUGCUGCACUACAGCGUCUCCAAGGCCUUGUGGGAUUGGCUGAUCCUGCUGGCGACCUUCUACGUCGCCGUCGUGGUGCCUUACAACGUCUGCUUCGUCAGCCACGAUGAGGCCGAUGACCGCCGCUCGCUCGUCAGCAGAAGCACCAUUGGCAGCGACAUAGCAGUGGAGAUGCUCUUUAUACUCGAUAUUAUCCUGAACUUCCGGACCACCUACGUCAGUCAGUCCGGUCAGGUGGUCUACGACGCUCGAUCCAUCUACCUCCAUUAUUGCACCACCUGGUUCUUUGUGGAUCUGAUCGCAGCGCUGCCCUUCGACCUUCUCUAUGCCUUCAACAUCACCGUGACAUCUCUGGUCCACCUGCUGAAGACGGUCCGGCUGCUUCGCCUGCUGCGUCUGCUGCAGAAACUGGACCGGUACUCCCAGUACAGCGCUGUGGUUCUGACCCUGCUCAUGUCUGUGUUCGCCCUGCUGGCCCACUGGAUGGCCUGCGUCUGGUACGUCAUCGGACGCAAGGAAAUAGAGAGCAGCGACCCCAUCACCUGGGACAUCGGUUGGCUUCAGGAACUGGGGAAGCGUCUGGAGACUCCGUACAUCAACAGCACCAUGGGUGGACCAUCCAUGCCCAGCGCCUACAUCGCAUCGCUCUACUUCACCCUCAGCAGCCUCACCAGCGUCGGCUUCGGCAAUGUCUGCGCCAACACCGACGCCGAAAAGAUCUUCUCCAUCUGCAUCAUGCUCAUGGGCGCCCUGAUGCACGCCGUGGUCUUCGGUAACGUGACCGCCAUCAUCCAGCGAAUGUACUCGCGGCGGUCGUUGUACCACACCAGAAUGAAGGAUCUUAAAGACUUCAUCCGAGUGCAUCGGCUUCCUCAGCAGCUGAAGCAGAGGAUGCUGGAGUAUUUUCAGGCAACCUGGUCAGUCAACAACGGCAUCAACGCCAAUGAGCUGCUGCAUGACUUCCCCGACGAGCUGCGAGCCGACAUCGCCAUGCACCUGAACAAAGACAUCCUGCAGCUGCCGGUGUUCGAGCGAGCCAGCAGGGGGUGUCUGCGCUCGCUGUCGCUGCACAUCAAAACCUCCUUCUGCGCUCCAGGAGAAUUCCUGAUCCGCCACGGAGACGCCCUGCACUCCAACUAUUUCGUCUGCUCGGGUUCCUUGGAGGUUCUGAAGGACGGCAUGGUUCUGGCCAUCCUGGGUAAAGGUGACCUGAUUGGAGCCGACCUCCCAGAACAGGACCAGGUGAUAAAGACCAACGCUGACGUGAAGGCGUUGACCUACUGUGACCUGCAGCACAUCAGUGUCCGGGCUCUGAGGGAGGUUCUGGGCCUUUAUCCAGAGUAUGGAAGCCGGUUCAGCUCCGACAUCCACCACAACCUCACCUACAACCUGAGGGAAGGCAGCGAGAGUGUGACCAGGUUUCCGUGGACUCCGAAGAUGUCUCAGGGUCAAGUGUCACACCAGAAACUGCCCUUCAUCAUCGAGGCCAGCGAUGAAGAACGAGAUGAUGACCUGAAAAGCUCCCAGCAGAGGAGGGUUCCUCUGCUGCAGGCGAUGAACAGCCCCGUCCACCAGCCUCACCUCAGCACCUUACUGGGGGAGGAGCUCCGGCACAUCAGCGCCCUGCACCUGUGUCGGUCACCUGUCCAGGGAGGCCGAGGUCGCAGCCCGUCACCUCAGACUUUCAUCGGAGAGGAACUCUCUCCAUCUCCUUUACCGAGCAUCACCACCGACCAUCGACCUGCCAAGCUGUUAAUGCCUUCCUUACCUUGUGUUAGUCCUUUGACCCUCAGCCCCAGGGUCGUGGAUGGAAUUGAGGACAACAGUGACACAUUUCAGUUUAAUGUAGAGCAGAGUGAGACCAAGACUAAUGUCACAGAUCGGCUGCAGGUUAAUGCCAACCUGCUUCUGGAGACAGAAGAAGUGAGACAGAACAUCAGCAAACUGAACAAAGAGGUGAACAACCUGAACCAUGAAGUGUCCAACCUGGCUAAGGAGCUGCAUGACAUCAUGCACUUCCUGCAGCCCCACAUGGCGAUGCUGCACUCCUCUUCCCCGGUUUCUUCGUAUUCGUACGGCCUGCAGAUGGCCCCCGACCCCAGCGUCACCACCUCCAGCAGCUGGCAGCCCCGUGUCCCGUUGAACAUCUCCGCCGCGCUGCACUCCCACCACGACGCCACCAGCCACCCAGCCAGGACCUCGUGGGGCUGCAGAAGCUCCUCGCUGCUGACCUCCACCAGCCCCAUGUCGUCCGGUUUGCACCUGUGCUGCUCAGACAGAGAAGGAACCUCAUCCCACCGGAUCCAGAGCCCCUGUGGACCCUUCCAGGCCUCCCCUUACAUCCCCCAGGGAGGCCCGCCAGUGCUGGGCAUUGGCUCGGCCUUCAGCGGCCUCCAGGUGGUCUGUCAGGCUCCUCAGAUGGUUUUCAACUCACCUGUCCAUACCAUGAGCAGCUCCCGCCCCUUGUGCUCCACGGUUAACUCCACCCUUCCACCACUGAGCUCUGAGCAAACUUACAAGCAGAACCAGACUCCCAUCCACUCCUUCGUCACUCCCACAGGUCUGGCUCAGUGCCACACCGCAUUCAGCUCUCUGUCGCCCCCCAGAGGCCACAGCUCGGUCUGCAGCCAGAGCUCAAUCAGACGACGGGUAGGCUCCAGCCCGGUUCAACAAACGCUGGAGCAGCUAAUGAGCUCUCGAGCCGUUCUGGAUCAGAACAGGACAGAAAGUUGUGAAUCAGCUGGCUGCAACAUUCUGGACAUGGAGGAGAUGCCGCACUGAUUGUAUUAUUUUGUGAAGACGAAGAGUUCAUGUUUAAAAAUUGCAGUUAAUAAAAAUACACCAUGCAGCCACGACCCAAUAAAACAGUUGUGAUAUUA